Molecule: messenger RNA, 1581 nt
Organism: Cuscuta europaea
Lineage: Eukaryota; Viridiplantae; Streptophyta; Magnoliopsida; Solanales; Convolvulaceae
Source: the annotation of a GenBank genome assembly
CCGGUAGUUCCUCAACCUAGGGUUUCAGAAUACCCAUGCAUCAUAGAAGCAGGUGUCACUCCGGCAGCCCAAGGGAUAGAGUUUAAGUUUAUACCUGAGCCGGUGUCAGGGAGAGACAACCCUACUUACCUUCUCCUAUGGCGUCUGCCGACUUUACAUCCAGGCUCUGAUACCACUGUUAGGCAACGUCCUGGCAGCAACGGCCAGGCAAACAUUCUAUUUCGCCAGAUUCCAGCGGCCAUCGCCCAUCGGCGUUUUUCCAUCUUCUUCUUAACUGUUUCCCUGAGCUAAGCAAAAAUUGAUAAAAAAAAUUGGACAAAUUCCAUCAGCAGCGUGAGGGAAUACCAGAGGACUAUAUCAAAGUUAGCAGCUCGAGUAGUUUAUGAACCUAUAGACUCCAUUGACAAAUCUUGCUUCAUGGCUCAUUCAGAAGAGAGCACUCAGUAUCGAGUAUACAAGAGAAAGUCCAAAAUACCCUCUGAUCUGGCUAGAAUAAGCGAUGCCAUAACACAAAAAUCUUGCCCAAUAUGUCUCUGUGAAAUCAAGCCAAGACGAGUGGCGUCACUUCCACUGUGCAGACAUGUUUUUUGUGCGGAUUGCAUCUGCAGGUGGAGUGGUUACAAGCGUGUGUGUCCACUUUGCAAAGCCGAGUUUGGCUCUUCACUCUUUAUAAUUGACCUCUCCUCUCAGACCCUUGUGAAGGAGGUACUCAAAGCACCACUGAAUUAUAGACCUACAGUAGGUUUUUCAGCACCCCAGAGAAAUGCUUUGGCGGAAUUGAGGUUGAUAAGAAGAAGAAGAGCAGAACAAAAUUCCCAAUACUCAAGAACGAGGGAAUUUCCUAGGAGGAGGUCAUUUGGCACUCCAGAAGGUUUGGACCCUGGUGUCAUUAGGGAGAAAAAACUUCAGUGGCGGUCAAGCAUAUAUGAAAGGAAACUGCAGGCUGUUCCUUUCGAAUCUAAAAAUCGUGUUUUAGAGAAAAAGGAGCACAAUAGUAGAGUAAAGUCAAUGGUAAUACAAAGAGUGGAACCUUGGAUACAUAGGGAGCUGGAGGCUAUACUUAAGGACCCCAAUCCAUCUAUAAUUGUACAUGUCGUCACCUCAGUGCUCGUCUCCACAAUUGAAAGAGGGACAAUAGUUUCUUCUGAAGAGCCCGGUACAAGGGAUGAACUUCUUGCUCCUCUCAGGCCUUUCUUGCAUGAAAAAACAGAACAUUUUUGGCAUGAGCUUAGAUGUUUUGCUGAGAGCUCUUUCUCCAUUGAGACAUAUGAUACUGUGGUGGAGUACAGAUCAAACCAAACCUAGUGAAAAAUGAUUGUAUAUUAGAGUAGUCCCCUAAAGAGUCCAUGGAUUUCUUAGUGUCUUAUCCUUUUGUAUUUUGAAUAUGGUCCUCGAUUAGUUCCACAACCUGAUGAGUCAAACAAGCCAGAAAGGGAACAUAUAUUUGUGUGUAUAUUAUCUGCCUUAGUUCUGCUUCUCUAGUUCUCUUUGGGUUGCAGGCAACUUUAUUUUAAUGUGAACCACUUCACACAUGAUUGUUAUCCUAUGCACAGAUGCAACAAAUCAAAAGGCAAACUUUUC